UGAGUAGAACAAAAAAGAAGAACUGGCUUAAGGAAGUUCACACAAAGAACUUUGCUGAAACAGGGAAGGAGAGAGCAGGAAACAUUGAUUCUCUUAAUAAGUGUACAGGAAAAUCUUCAUACAGAUUUCAAGAUGAAGAUGCUCCUUCUGCUUGUGAUGAUGAAGGCUUGUGCUGCCAAAACACAAGAUCUUUCUGGUAAAAUGUUCACCUUCCCACUGGAAAGCAACCGCGCAUAUGUGAAGUUUAACACAUCAAGAACGGAUUUCGAUGCGGUAACUGUUUGCCACAGAUCCUUUACUGACCUCAAAAGAGACCACAUCCUCUUCUCCAUAGCCACGCCCUCUCAUGCCAAUGACUUUUUGAUUUUCUGGGAUAACACCAAUAAAGAAAUGGAGGUGUUCAUCAGGAAUAAAAAAGCUGAAUUCGGAGGGCGUGACUACAAGCUGAACACGUGGCACUCUGUCUGCACCACAUGGGAUACUUCGACUGGACUGGUGCAGCUGUGGUUUGAUGGACAGCCAUCAAUUAGGAAAUUCACAAGCUCUGGUUCCAACAUUAAUGGACCUGUCAUAAUUAUUGUAGGACAGGAGCAGGACAGUCAUGGUGGCGGGUUUGACAUCAAGCAGUCUUUCGUUGGCAUGAUGUCUGAUGUCCACAUGUGGGACUACGUCCUCUCUCCCUGUGAGAUGCAGAAUUAUCUGGAUGAACUAAACUUCACUCCAGGAAAUGUGCUCAACUGGAGGGCCCUGAAUUAUCAGAUUAUUGACAAAGUGCUGUUAGAAAAUAAAAAAAUGGUGUGUUACUAAGCUGUUAGUGCAAACUGAUCUCUUUAAAAAAAAAAAAAAAAAUCAGUCAACAAUAUGUAAUCACCAAUUUUCAUUUGUUUUACUGUAUGUUUGUGAUUGCUUUCUGAGUAAAAUGAACAGGAUGGUGCUAGUUUAUCAAAUUACAAGUGUCAUCUGUCACUAACAAGAAGCCAUUUGUGUGAUAAGGUUAAUAAAUGCCUUUGCAUAGA
This is a messenger RNA of Fundulus heteroclitus (mummichog), 1016 nucleotides long. RefSeq names its product C-reactive protein. The record is from RefSeq and is a predicted model, not a curated record. The transcript has 5 exons. Bases 133 to 807 code for a protein of 224 amino acids. NCBI's taxonomy places the organism in Eukaryota, Metazoa, Chordata, Actinopteri, Cyprinodontiformes, Fundulidae.